CCGGGCGCUGAGGUGCGGCGAGUGGAGCUUUAGGCUGCGGAGGAGAGCGGAGCUGAGCGGCUGGGCGGGCCUGGCCAGGCCAGCGGAGCAGGGGCUUCGGUGGAGCGGCGGCGAACAUGCGUUUUUGACACAUUGGAGCUUCAGAGGACUGUAAAUAUACCAUGAAAAAAGGAUUUUAUUUAACAGAGAGGAGAAAGAGAAGCAGCAUUUCACUCCUACCUGCAGUGCUGGGAAUUGAACUUGAGACCUCCUGCUUUUUAAAUCCAGCACUUUAGCCACUGCUCUACUUUGAGGGCUGCUGCUUUCUUGAUCAUGGAUGGUGAAGAUAUACCAGCUUUUUCAAGUUUAAAGGAGGAAACGGCUUAUUGGAAGGAACUUUCCUUGAAAUACAAACAAAGCUUUCAGGAAGCUCGGGAUGAACUAGUUGAAUUCCAGGAAGGAAGCAGAGAAUUAGAAGCAGAGUUGGAGGCACAGUUAGUACAGGCUGAACAAAGAAAUAGAGACUUGCAAGCUGAUAACCAAAGACUGAAAUAUGAAGUGGAAGCAUUGAAGGAGAAAUUAGAACAUCAGUACACACAGAGCUACAAGCAGGUCUCAGUAUUAGAAGAUGAUUUAAGUCAGACUCGGGCCAUUAAGGAGCAGUUGCACAAGUAUGUGAGAGAGCUGGAGCAGGCCAAUGAUGACUUGGAGCGAGCAAAAAGGGCAACAAUAGUUUCACUGGAAGACUUUGAACAGAGGCUAAAUCAGGCCAUUGAACGAAAUGCAUUUUUAGAAAGUGAACUCGAUGAAAAGGAAUCUUUGUUGGUUUCUGUUCAGAGGUUAAAGGAUGAAGCAAGAGAUUUAAGACAAGAACUAGCAGUGCGGGAGAGACAACAGGAAGUAACAAGGAAGUCAGCUCCGAGUUCUCCAACGCUAGAUUGUGAAAAGAUGGAUUCUGCAGUCCAGGCAUCUCUAUCUUUGCCAGCUACCCCUGUUGGCAAAGGGACAGAAAAUAGUUUUCCUUCACCAAAAGCUAUACCAAAUGGUUUUGGUACCAGUCCUCUAACUCCUUCAGCUAGAAUAUCAGCACUAAACAUCGUGGGAGAUCUCUUACGGAAAGUAGGGGCUUUAGAAUCCAAAUUAGCAGCUUGCAGGAAUUUUGCAAAAGACCAAGCAUCACGGAAAUCCUAUAUUUCAGGGAAUGUCAACUGUGGUGUGAUGAAUAAUAAUGGCACGAAGUUCUCUCGAUCAGGGCAUACAUCAUUCUUCGAUAAAGGGCAAGAAUCACAAUGGGCAGUAAACGGCUUUGACCCAGCUCCUCCUCCUCCCGGUCUGGGCUCUUCACGCCCGUCGUCAGCACCUGGUAUGCUGCCUCUCAGUGUGUGAGUGCCCGGCCUUCAAGCGGGGGCUCCUGCCCUCCUCCAGGAACCCAGGACACCUACACCUCAUCCCUCGGUGCCUGGGCCCAGCCUGGGCCCCUCUGUCUGCCGUCCCAUGACUGGCAGAGGGCAGGCUGCAUGCAGUGGUGGCUGCUGGGCCCUGCCCAGUCCCAGGACUCUGCGCGAUAUCAAUAUUGGCUGUUUUAUCUUCUUGCCGUAGUGCCGUUGGUUUCACAUGAUUGCACUUUUGUGGGUCACAAGAUGAUACGUAUGUGUAUUACUUGGUCACUGGAUGCAGAAGUACCCAUUCAUCACUCCUGCUUCAUAGCCCCCAUCCUGCUUUACUGAUAGGAUUUAGUUGUGUUUAGGACAGACAUUGCAGAUCUUCUAGAAGCCCUCCCUCAAAUCAGGUUGACAUGUGCCCUUUUUCUGAGCUCCCAUCCAAGCGUAUUCAGCGUUCACAAUCAUGUCCCCCCACCCCCAGAGGUUGAGCCUGUUGCUAGCAGGGUCAGGAAGGUCACUGAAUUAAGUAACUUUUUUUUUUUUUUUUGCACCUCUGAUUUUAGUUUAGCAGUUAUCAUUCCAUAGACUCAUCUCCCUGAGCAGUGAAAUGCCUCUCUGAGUCCCAGAUGGCAGGAGGCUGGGCACAUACAAGCUGUGCCCCUGUUCUAUCUCCUCCAUAUGCUUCAGACUCAGGAUGUGAGGCGGUAGCAACCUCCUUGUCAGCUUUCUGGUCCUUCAGUGAAAUGACAUCUUCAGUGCUUUUUUGUUUUGUCUUCGGAGGGCCUGUUCAGUUGUGUUAGGAAGAGUUGAGCGACCUGAUGCCAGGGGCAUGGCCAGUGCCAGCUUCUGGGGGGGCAGACUGACACAAGUGGUUGUCCCAUGCAUCCUUUGAUUACGCUCAUGCUGCAUUUACUGUUUACAUUAUUUUAUUGUACAUAGGUUUGUAAACAUUAUCGCCUGAGAUAUUUGUAUAUAACUUGGGCUUUGUAGCUUUUAUUUAUUCAGAACUCAUAUGGCAUGUUAAUGAUUUAUGAUGGUGUCCGACUGGGCAUUGUAUAGGAUCAUCAUGUGGUUAAAAGACUCUUCCCCUCCCCCCAAAAAAAUCUUUUAAUGUGGAAACAAUAAAUUUCACAGAAAAAAAAAA
Messenger RNA from Erinaceus europaeus (western European hedgehog), 2505 nucleotides. It is a transcript of the gene NDEL1, whose product is annotated as nudE neurodevelopment protein 1 like 1. Gene Ontology annotation, cellular component: centrosome; kinesin complex; kinetochore. Gene Ontology annotation, biological process: cell migration; centrosome localization; mitotic centrosome separation. Gene Ontology annotation, molecular function: microtubule binding. Lineage: Eukaryota; Metazoa; Chordata; Mammalia; Eulipotyphla; Erinaceidae. The record is from RefSeq and is a predicted model, not a curated record. The transcript is spliced from 11 exons. Bases 313 to 1365 code for a protein of 350 amino acids.